This is a messenger RNA of Cynoglossus semilaevis (tongue sole), 357 nucleotides long. Its product is annotated as liprin-alpha-1-like. Gene Ontology annotation, biological process: synapse organization. NCBI's taxonomy places the organism in Eukaryota, Metazoa, Chordata, Actinopteri, Pleuronectiformes, Cynoglossidae. The transcript is spliced from 2 exons. Gene Ontology annotation, cellular component: presynaptic active zone. The record is from RefSeq and is a predicted model, not a curated record. The coding region runs from base 97 to 324 and encodes 75 amino acids.
GGUAAUUGUUUGAAAAGAAAAGGUAAUCCAUUCGAUCUGAUUCAUUUUGCCCAGGCAGAGGAGCGUCACGGAAACUUUGAGGAGAGACUUCGACAAAUGGAAGCUCACCUGGAGGAGAAGAACCAAGAACUUCAGAGGGCUAGGCAGAGGGAGAAGAUGAACGAUGAACACAAUAAGCGUCUCUCGGACACAGUGGACAAGCUUCUGUCCGAGUCCAACGAGAGACUGCAGCUCCACCUGAAGGAACGAAUGGCAGCUUUGGAGGAGAAGGUGAAGCAAAGAAUCUGCAACAGUGGAACGUCGUGUCACGUUCAGUGGUCAUAACAACCAUUUUUUUGUUUGUUUGUUUUGCUGUUU